GGGAAGUGGAGUUCGCGCGUCUUGUUGUGCGUCCGUGGACCAAACAGCAGCAGCAGCAGCAGCAGCGGUGCGCCUUUCCUCCUCCAGAGCCGCAGGCAUCCCGGGGAGCAGCCGCGCCGUGCAUGCCUCGGACACCAGGAGGAGGAGGAUACUGCCUUUCUUCUUCAUUAUUAUUUUGACUGAUUGAGACAUAGAUAUUCUUCAUUUCCCUCAUGGUAACCAACACCGAGCAGCCGGAGACAUGUGGAAUAAUCUGGGGAAACUGCACCGCUUCUCUCUAGUGUGUCUUCUCCUGACGCUGUGGGCUGAGGUGUCUCAGUCCACGGGUUACUUCGAGCUGCAGUUGAUUUCGGUGGAAAACCCCAAAGGUCAGCUCCUGAACGGCGAAUGCUGCGACGCGGAGAAGAGCGCGGCGGAGGGCCACUGCGGCGCGGACGAGUGCGACACGUACUUAAAAGUGUGUUUAAAGGAAUACCAAACGGAGGUCACGACCAGCGGACCGUGCACCUACGGCUCGGAAACUACUAAGGUUAUCGGUGGGAAUACUUUUCAGUUCAAGGGCGGACAGAAAACCGGACAGAACCGGAACAAUGACGCUGGGAAGAUCAUCAUCCCCUUCCAGUUCGCGUGGCCGCGAGCGUACACUGUGAUAGUGGAGGCGUGGGACAGGGACAACGGCACACACAGCAAUGAUGAGGAGCUGCUGAUUGAGCGCAGCAUCCACAAAGGGAUGAUCAACCCCGGAGAGGAGAAGCAGCCGGUGGAGUAUAAAAGCUUGAUCGCCAGCCUUGAGUACACCAUCCGGGUACGCUGCGAUGAACACUACUACGGCAGCAAGUGCAACAAAGUUUGCCGUCCCCGCGACGACUACUUCGGCCAUUAUGUGUGCGACCAGUUGGGGAACAGAGGCUGCAUGGAGGGCUGGACGGGGCCCGACUGCAAAACAGCCAUCUGCAAGCAGGGAUGCAGCCUCCAGCAUGGGACGUGCAGCAUGCCGGGGGAGUGCAAGUGUAACUACGGCUGGCAGGGUCCGCUCUGUGACGAGUGUUUGCCGUAUCCCGGCUGUGUUCACGGCACCUGCAACGAGCCCUGGCAGUGCACCUGUGAGAAGAACUGGGGAGGUCUGCUCUGUGACAAAGAUCUGAACUACUGUGGGACCAACCGGCCCUGUAAGAACGGAGGGACGUGUAUGAACACAGAGCCGGACGAGUAUAACUGCGCCUGUCCCGACGGCUACUCGGGCAAAAACUGCGAGAUCGCGGAGCACGCCUGUGUGUCCAACCCCUGUGCCAACGGAGGGACGUGCCAUGAAGUCCCCUCAGGAUUUGAGUGUCACUGUCCGGCAGGCUGGUCUGGGCCGACCUGUGCUAAAGACACAGAUGAAUGUGCCUCUAGCCCCUGUGCUCAGGGAGGAACCUGCAUGGACAUGGAGAACGGCUUCGAAUGCGUCUGUCCUCCGCACUGGACGGGCAAGACCUGCCAGAUAGACGUUAAUGAGUGUGCGGGGAAGCCUUGCCUCAAUGCUUACUCUUGCAAAAACUUGAUUGGUGGAUAUCACUGUGCCUGCUUUCGUGGAUGGGUUGGCCAGAACUGUGACAUCAAUAUGAACAGUUGCCAUGGUCAGUGUCAGAAUGGAGGGACCUGCAAGGAGGUGGCCAGAGGCUACCAGUGUGUUUGCCAGCCAGGAUUCGUGGGUCGGCACUGCGAGGUUCAGAGAAACCGCUGUGCCAGCAGUCCAUGUAGGAACGGUGGCCGCUGCCACGCCCUGCUGGACGGGUUCAUGUGUGAAUGCCUGCAGGGCUUCGCUGGUACAACUUGUGAGGUGCAGAAUGACCCCUGCAGCCCGAACCCAUGUCACAAUAAGGCCCAGUGCCACAGCCUGAUGGGAGAUUUCUACUGCAGCUGCCCCGACGAUUACGAGGGCAAAACCUGCUCAGAGCUCAAGGACCACUGCAAGACCAACCGCUGUCAAGUGAUUGACAGUUGCACUGUAGCCGUGGCAACCAACGACACCCAAAAGCGGGUGUGGCACAUCUCAUCCAAUGUGUGCGGUCCUCACGGCCGCUGCAUCAGCCUGCCUGCUGGGAACUUCAGCUGCUCAUGUGAGCCGGGAUUCACUGGCACCUACUGCCACGAGAACAUAAACGACUGUGCAUCAUCCCCCUGUAAGAACGGAGGCACUUGCAUCGACGGGAUCAACUCCUUCGAGUGUUUCUGCCCAGACGGCUGGGAGGGCAGUCUAUGCGAUAUUGAUGUGAAUGAGUGCAACAGGAACCCCUGUCAGAACGGAGGCCAAUGUGUCGAUCUGCUCAACGACUUCUACUGCAACUGUGUGGACAACUGGAAAGGAAAGACCUGCCACUCACGUGAGAGCCAGUGCGACUCCACUACCUGCAGUAAUGGAGGGACGUGUUACGACCACGGAGACUCUUUCCUGUGCAGCUGCCCCUCAGGCUGGGGUGGCAGCACCUGCAACACAGCCAAGAACAGCACAUGUGACUCGGGUCCUUGUGAGAACGGAGGGACGUGUGUCGGAGGGGGAGACGCCUUCACCUGCAUCUGCAAGGACGGCUGGGAGGGACUCACCUGUGCACAGAAUGUCGAUGACUGCAAUCCCCAUCCUUGCUACAACGGAGGCAUCUGCGUCGACGGUGUGAACUGGUUUCGCUGCGAGUGUGCCCCAGGAUUCGCCGGACCCGACUGCCGCAUCAACAUAGACGAGUGUCAGUCGUCUCCUUGUGCCGAAGGUUCGACCUGCAUGGAUGAAAUCAACGGCUACCGCUGUGUUUGUCCUCCAGGACACGCUGGACCUCGCUGUCAGGAGUUUAUCGGACUCGGGAAGUCAUGCCGUCACGCUGGCCUGCAGUUUCCUCAUGGCAGCCGGUGGGAGGAGGAGUGUAAUGCGUGCCAGUGUGUCAACGGAUACGUUCGCUGCUCUAAGGUGAGGUGUGGUCGUCGGCCCUGCCUCCUCCCAAAGGCUCUGCCUCCUCCUGCGGACACAAACGCCCCGUCUUGCCCCGGAGGUCAUGAAUGUGUGGAGCAUCAGUUCCUCACCUGCUUCUCGCCGCCAUGUCACCAGUGGGGUGUGUGUUCAACGCCAGACCCUCCAACGCCCCUGCACACCCAGUGUGAGCCCAACAGUGGUUACCUUGACAACAGCUGUGCUCGCAUCACGCUCAUCUUCAAAAAGGACAAAGUGCCUCAGGGCACCACUGUGGAGAACAUCUGCUCCGAGCUGAGGUACCUUCCUGUAACUCAGACGCUGGCCGAGGAGCGAGCGCUGCUCAUCCUCUGUGACCUGUCCUACUCAAACAGUGAUGCCGUGGAGGUCGCCAUGUCCUUUGAGCAGGACGGGCGGUCGAAGGACAGCGAUCGUGGACAGAUCCAGAGGGCAGCAAGCGCCAUCAUCAACGCCCUCUCCAAACGCCACAACAGCACCGUCAUGCUGGCCGUGGUGGAGGUCAAAGUGGAGACGCAGGUGGAGCCGCCGCCUGUCGGUUACCUGGUCCCGGUGCUGUGCGUCGUCUUCAGCGUCCUCUGGAUCUUCUGCAUCGUUGUUUGCGUCUGGUGGACCCGCAAGAGGAAGAAAGAGCGCGAGAGAGCGGCCCGAUCCGAGGACACGACCGUCAACAACCAGCUGGAGCCGCUGCGGAGCAACGCCCUCAAGGACAACCGAGACAAAGACAUUCAGUACGAAUGCAAGAAACUGAUGGGCCCCUCCGACAGGACGGGCGACGGGGCCGAGGGCGAGGAGGAAGGGGAGCAGGAGGGGGAGCAGGAGGAAGACGAGGAGAGGGCGCUGGGCAUGGGGGAGAAGUGUCCGCCGCAGAAGUGCUCCAUAGCGGGGGCGCAGGACAGGGGGGUGAUGGGUAAGGGAGGGGUGAUCUGCACGUCACGCAGCGGUCCGGUCAAGGCGCCGCACCGGACAGCGUACAGCCCCAAAGACAACCGGUGUAAAAACCUGAACGCCGCCAAGCUCAGCGAGGACAUUAAAGACCACUAUGUAUGAACACAUGAGCGGAGGAGGAGGGACCUUCCUGAAUCAAAGAAAAACAAACUGCGAUGUCUUCAGCGUCACUGACUUUUCAACUCUUAAAAGCACCAAAAGUGAAGAUUACAGAUGCUUUAAUUUUCUAUUUUUGUUUGUCACAUCUUAUUUAACGUCUUUGUCUGCAGCACGGAGGCUUAUUUUACUAAAAAACUACAAAAAAAAUACAGAAAACAAACAAAAAAAAAAGACGGAAAAUAAACAACACAGCUUCUGGAUUUCUGGUUUUCUCGUCACACUGUUGGAAUCAAAAAGAAUUUUCUUUUCACGGCUCCUGAUUUUUUUUCUGUUUACAAACAGUUUUCAUCAGAACUAACGCUUCCCUUCUGUUUCUCUGUCGGAGAUCUAACUGGACGCCAUCGGCUGGCAGCUGUUAACAUUGUUUCUACUGUUCCUGUCUGCCUUAGCCCAAACCUGCGGGCCUUUUCUACACUGUCUUGAUAUCGUGUCUUUUUAUAAAAGAAAACUCAAAAAAAAAGUUUUAUAUACAUUUAAGUCCUUGAAAGUUGGCACAGAGAAUCCACUGUAUGAUACCCGGCAUGAGCAUUUUUUUUUUUGUUUACAUUCAUAAACAUCUUUUCCGUUUUGUGUUGAGGCUUAAAGGUUCUUACGUAUAUCCUUUGAAAUGAUUAUGUCACUGCUUCCUGCGAGUCCACAUGAUGAUUUUUCAGUAUUUGCUUUGGUAGAAAAGUGCCUUCAGCCCUUAUUUUUUUCUCCUUUCCUCUCCUCCUAUAGAGUUUAUGCAGAAUUUAAAAACAUAUAAAGGGAAAGAUGUCCUAGUAACAACUCUUCAUACCACAGUAAAGGUUAUUUUCUUUGCGAUGUGUACAUAUGUAAAUAUGAGAAAAAAAUGGCUGUGUAUAUUUGAAUUUAGUAACUUAAGUGAUGCUUUGUAUGAUAGUUAUUCUAAAGACUGUUUUUGUGGUUGAUGUUUUUUUUUUAAUGAUGUCAUUCCGUUUAUUAGUGUCUGUCGACACUAGGACAGGUUUUAUACAGAUGUUCGGACUGUGUCCAGGGUCCCACUGAAUCAUGAGCAUUGGUUUAAAAAAGAAAACUGUUUGUUUUUAUGUGUUAUGGUUAUUUGUUACAGCUGUUCAGAACACAGACACAGAGUUUGGAGAGCUGUUUGUUCGGCCUGUCAGUCAUUGUGAGAGGUUGUUAGGAUGUGAGAGGCGUCGACUACCAGCUCAGUAGUCAGUGUUACCUCCAUAGAAACCUCCUCUCCAACAGUCCUGUUCAUUUCAACUGUUUUUUGAUCGUGUAAAAAACAGACUCCCCCUCAUAUGCAAGAUUUCUUUAACAGCUAUUAAAGGUUUAGGUUUCUGAGAGUUCAGACUAUUUUUAAAAGCCCUUAUACGCUUAAAAAUCUGUAUGUCUUCUGGGCCACCGUACGUGCAAAAAUCACCCUUGGAAAACCAUUUAAUUUUUAUUAAAUGGCUCAAGUAUGUCAGUGGGCAAAUUGUGCUUUAACCACAACCCUCCAAAAAACAAUCUGAGAUCCUGUUUACAGCUGGUAUUAAAACACGUCUUUGGCCAUCUGAUCACAGUGGACAGCACUAAAUACAAGUGUCAACGACCACCAAGAUGCAUUGUGAUCCGAUCAAUCAAACCACUUGCUGAAGUGGUCUAGGACGCAUUUGACCACAUAUCUUUUGUGGUGUGAACACUAAGAUGUCCUGAUUCGUCCCCGAGAAGGACGUAACAGGAAAAUCCGUCAUCAGUUUAGGACGUGGUGGUUGUUUUUGGGACAGAGGUGGACGAAGUGUUGCAUGACUAUCCAUCGUCUUGCCCCCAAGAAGGAGAUGUGUUGAUCUUCUUCGGCGUUAUCUUUUUCCGACAUCUUAGGUGAUCUGAUCUCAGUGGACAGCGCCAAACACAAGUGUAAAAGACUACCAAGAGGCAUUGUGAUCCGAUCAUUCAAACCACUUGACAAGGUGGUCUAGGGCACGUAAACACUAAAACGUUCUGAUUCGUCCUUGACAAAAAUGUAACUUGAAAAUCUGUCAUCAGCGCAGGACAUGGUGGUUGUUUUGGUGACAGAGUUGGAUGAAGUGUUGCAUGACCGUCACUCAGCCUAGAACGCAUUUGACCACAUGUUUUGCCGCGUGAACACUAAAAUGUCCUGAUGCAUCCUUGACAAGGAUGAAACAUGAAAAUUCGUCGGCAAUGCAGGACGUGGUGAUUGUUUUGGGGAUAUGAUGCAUGACUGUCCAUCGUUUUGCCCCGUGGAAGGAGAUUUGUUGAAUACCCCUGAGCAGCAGUGUCUUUUCCAACGCAACCGCUAACAUGAAUAGCAAGCAUGCUAGCAAGCAGUUAGUGAGAGUGUGGACGAAAUAACUGUGCAUGGCGCUCUUUGACCUUCUAGCCUAAGUCAUGUAGGGGAUAACAAAAUCUGAGCACAAGUGUAAGAGAAGCGUGAUGGACACAGGUGUCAACGGUGAUGUUUUUCUCGGCUGUCCACUUGUGUUCGAAUCACCAAAACGUGUCUUAAUACCAGGUGUAAACAGGUGUAAAUGUUUUUUUUUUAGUAAGACAGGUUCUAAACGAUGCUUGUGGAAGUACUUUGGCAAAUUGUGUUAGUCUGUUUCCGUUUUUUCCACAUUUCAUGCUGGUGUUUCACGUCCUUCUGGCUGUAUGUUUGUAUGUAAAUAUUAAGAACACCCUGUUAGCGUCCUGUUGAAGAGCAUCAGUGCACAGGGAGGUAACACCUGAGAGCAGCCAGCAGGCCUUUUUGGUUUCUUUUUGUGUAAGAUUUUUGUUAACGGAUAGAGCUACGUGUCUUUCUCCAAAAGUCUGGAGAAGUGAGACAUUGCUUGUUUAUUGUGGCAAGUGCCCGAACCCUCCUUAUUGAUCCAGAGUUCACUUUACUUUGAAAUGAUGCUGCAGGUUGAACAUUUCUGCACUUUUUUGUUCAAUAGUACGACGGAAAAUGACUUAAGUCCAGAAUUACUCCCUUAUUUGAGUUUUAAAUACUUCCAACAUAAAAAAACAGUCAGCUUCUUUAUAGUGAGCGAUAUAUUGAGAUGUAUGGACACUCUGUCAGAAGUAUCGGACACACAUCUCUUAAUUUUGUGAUUUCACAGCGUCCAUUUUGUUACAUUUUUUUCAUCCCUUCUAAAUAUUUAGAGACCACUAGAUCAAAAGUUCUGAGGAGCUCUGCUGCCUAAUCCAUCACCUGCUCUUAUAGGGACUCCAAAUGGUGCAAACUACAGUAAAGUAUCCCUGUGCUGCAUCAGAGAGUCAGGUUUUGACCCAGCGCUGAUGCAUCUGAUUUCUAUUUUCAAUACUCACUUUUACGGGUCACAGGGUCCAAACAACUUUAAAGCACUGCUGCCAGUCUCCGUCUCUUCGGCCUUCUCGUACUUCAGUUAUAAAUCUAGUAUUUCACAGUGUGUUGACAGUGGAGAUGCCAUGCAGGGCAGCAGGGUGUUUAGUGAGUAUGAAAACCCUUCUUGUGCUGCGCCCCCCCCCCGACAUGCCCUGCUACAACACACUGAGUCCCCGUCAUAGACAAAAGGUGUGUGGUUUGAGUGGGAAUCGACUCACAGCGGACGAGUGUGAAUCCUAAAUGUUUUUCCCCAUUUAGCCCCGCCUCUCCUCGUGUAUCUAUUCUGGUCUAAUGAAGGGAACAAGUUGUAUUGUUGUUGAUGUUGUUGUGGUUGUUGUUCAGUGUUUGUAAAGAGUCUGUUUCUGCACUAAGAACACACAGGAGAAGAGAAACGUUUAGCAUUACCUCCACAGUGGUAGUGAAAUUAAAAAGAGUCAGAUAUCGUCACUAUUUUGUGGAUGAACAUUAUGUUUUCAAGAUUUUAUGUUUUUGUUAAUAAUGCUGAUGCAAAUCAUGUAAAACCCAAAUUCAUACUCUGUCAGUAAAUCUUACGUUGUGUGAGUCCCACAGGAGGGGCUGAAUGUGCAGAACAUUGUAAUUAUUUUGUACAAAAUUUGGUAAAAGUCUUGGUUUGUUAGUGGAUUUUUUUUUUGUUUGUUCUUAGAACAAUCCUAUUAUUUAUUAAAGUAUUUUAUACCAAA
Epinephelus lanceolatus (giant grouper) is the source of this 8077-nucleotide messenger RNA. RefSeq names its product protein jagged-2-like. The record is from RefSeq and is a predicted model, not a curated record. Gene Ontology annotation, molecular function: calcium ion binding; Notch binding. Gene Ontology annotation, cellular component: membrane. Lineage: Eukaryota; Metazoa; Chordata; Actinopteri; Perciformes; Serranidae. Gene Ontology annotation, biological process: multicellular organism development; cell communication; Notch signaling pathway.